This is a messenger RNA of Cheilinus undulatus (humphead wrasse), 1178 nucleotides long. Its product is annotated as endothelial PAS domain-containing protein 1-like. The transcript is spliced from 9 exons. Gene Ontology annotation, molecular function: RNA polymerase II transcription regulatory region sequence-specific DNA binding; DNA-binding transcription factor activity, RNA polymerase II-specific; protein dimerization activity. The coding region runs from base 1 to 1134 and encodes 377 amino acids. The record is from RefSeq and is a predicted model, not a curated record. Gene Ontology annotation, biological process: regulation of transcription by RNA polymerase II; cellular response to hypoxia. NCBI's taxonomy places the organism in Eukaryota, Metazoa, Chordata, Actinopteri, Labriformes, Labridae.
AUGACAGCCGACAAGGAGAAGAGAAGGGCAAUAAGCCGCGAGGCUGCCAGGAAGAGACGACGGGUGGAGUCUGACGUGUUCGGGGAUUUAUGUCGUCUCCUGCCUCUCCAAACACCUAUCAGAGAUAACCUGGACAAACCGUCCAUCAUCCGGCUCACGCUGAGCUACAUACGCAUACACGGUCUGCUCAAAGGGAACUCUCUGGUUAAAGCUGAAGGAGGUGACGGUAUUAAAUGUGGACAGUUGAACGGUAAAGAUGAGCCAUGGGAGUGUGACGGAGGACACGAUGAAGAGGAAGAGAAAGAAACAGAGGAAGAUACCAAAAUCUCCAAGGAGACUAACUUGUUCCUUAGGACCCUGGAGGGGUUCCUGAUGGUUCUGUCCACGGACGGAGACAUGAUCUUUCUGUCCGACAACGUCAGCAAGUACAUGGGGUUGACGCAGACAGAGCUGAUGGGACACAAUAUUUUCGAAUUUACACACCCUUGUGACCACGAAGAAAUCAAGAGUAAACUACGCCUAACGACAGAGGAAGUUUGGUGUGGUGGAAAGCGAGACUUUGUCAUGAGGGUUAAAAGCGCUCUGACUCACAGAGGAAGAAGCACCAACCUCAAGUCAGCUACGUGGAAGGUUCUCCACUGCCAGGGCCAAGCAAAGGUGAGCCUUGAUGUGCCUUCGGUUCCCUGCCUGCUGCUGACCUGCCAGCCUCUCCCUCUCUCACAUACACUUCUCAGCACAAAUACCUUCACCAGCCAGCACAGAAUGGACAUGAGGUUCACUUACUGUGACCAGAGAGUGACGUCGCUGUUAGGCUUCGCUCCUGAGGAGCUGCUGGGACGUUCAAUCUACGAUCUGUGUCACACACGAGACACAAACUGUCUGGCCAAAAAUCACAUGAACUUGUGUUGGAAGACUCAGUCGGUCAGUGGGCAGUACAGGAUGCUGGUAAGAAGUGGGGGUUACGUCUGGGUGGAGACUCACAGCGCUGUCAUUCCCAGCGUCAGACCCUCCAAGUCCAGACCAGGUGCCCACCACCCGCUCUGCAUCCUCUGUGUUACCUACGUCCUCAGCGGAGUAGAGGAGCCGUCCCUGCAGCUCUCAUUGGAUCAGACUCUUCUCACAUAUUCGAGCUGAAGCUGGAGCCUGAAAACAAAAACCUGAAUAAACACCAGCUCUAC